AUGUUCUUCUCUCGCACCGCCCUAUUGGCGGCUUUGGCUAGCUAUGCCUACGCUCAAACCUCAACGGACUGUAACCCGAUGAACACAACAUGUCCCGCGGAUCCCGCCCUCGGAACCGAGCACACCUGGAACUUCAACACAACUUUGGACGACAAGAUCUGGGACAUGGAGACCGGAGACUACGAGUACGGCGACGAUGGCGCCGAGUUUACCCUCACCGGAGAGGGCACCUCCACCCUCCUUUCGUCCAACUUCUACAUCUUCUUCGGUGUCGUCGAAUCCCACGUCAAGAUGGCCAAGGGUGCCGGUCUUAUCAGCAGUGUCGUUUUGGAGUCCGAUGACCUGGACGAGAUCGAUUGGGAGUGGGUUGGAUACAACACUAGCCAGGUGCAAUCCAACUUUUUCGGAAAGGGUAACGACACCUCCUUUGACCGUGGUGGCUACCAUGACGUGUCGAACGCCGACUCCGAGUUCCACAACUACACCACCUACUGGGCUGAGGAUGUGACCCAGUGGUGGAUCGACGAUGUGAUGGUUCGAGAGCUCAAGUACGAUGACAAGGGCACCCUGGGUGGAGAGAACUACCCCCAAACUCCCUGCCGUGUGAAGUUCAGUCUUUGGCCUGCUGGUACCAAGAAGGCCGCGCAAGGUACCAUUGAGUGGGCGGGUGGUCUGGUCGAUUGGGACGCCGCGCCUUUCACCAUGGUGCUCGGAAAGCUUCGCGUCAAGGACUUCCACACUGGCAAGGAAUACACAUACGGCGACCACUCAGGUUCCUUCGAAAGCAUCAAGGUUGAAGAGGGAAACUCAACAACCUUGACCGAGCUCAACAAGCCCCCUCCCAAGACCGCCGCCGACAAGUGGAAUGACCUGGGUGAGGGAGCUCACAUCGGAAUCUACUGCGGCGCCGCGGCCGGUGGUGUUCUCGCCAUCGCAGCCUUCUUGAUCUUCUGCCUGCGCCAGCGUCGCAAGGGCCGUCUCGAACACGCCCUCGACAACAACCAGUACGCCGAGAACCGCACGGAGAUGCAAAACUUCCAGAACGACUGGAAAGCCAGCGAGUUCAAGAACGGUGGCUACAAGCAAGUCAACAAUUAG
Penicillium brevicompactum is the source of this 1098-nucleotide messenger RNA. RefSeq names its product glycoside hydrolase family 16 protein. Bases 1 to 1098 code for a protein of 365 amino acids. Lineage: Eukaryota; Fungi; Ascomycota; Eurotiomycetes; Eurotiales; Aspergillaceae. The transcript has 2 exons. Gene Ontology annotation, cellular component: fungal-type cell wall. Gene Ontology annotation, biological process: fungal-type cell wall organization; carbohydrate metabolic process. The record is from RefSeq and is a predicted model, not a curated record. Gene Ontology annotation, molecular function: hydrolase activity, hydrolyzing O-glycosyl compounds; glycosyltransferase activity.